Messenger RNA from Colossoma macropomum (tambaqui), 2517 nucleotides. It is a transcript of the gene c1qtnf4, whose product is annotated as C1q and TNF related 4. The record is from RefSeq and is a predicted model, not a curated record. Gene Ontology annotation, molecular function: protein binding. Lineage: Eukaryota; Metazoa; Chordata; Actinopteri; Characiformes; Serrasalmidae. The coding region runs from base 128 to 1204 and encodes 358 amino acids. The transcript has 2 exons.
CAUCAGCAGCAGGUUGAGACCCACACGGAGAAGGAAAGAGGGAGAAAGGAGAGAAAAAGAGGAAUAACACUCCUCCAAUACGCCCACUGAAGGAACUUUCCAAAACCUCCUACAAGACAGUGGAACGAUGCUGCCAGGUGCCAGGCCCUUGCUGUUAUGCAUGUUGUGCCACGUGACGGCCACCUGGGCUUUUGCGCGCUUGUCCGACGCGGCGCAGCUGCGGUCUGCCUUCUCUGUCGCCCGCACCAGCAGCAUGGAAGGUGGGCCCAAGAUGGUAGUCACUUUCGACAAGACGUACGUGAACAUCGGCGGCGACUUUGAGCCGAAAACAGGCCUGUUCCGCUGCCGGAUCCCCGGGGCCUACUACUUCUCCUUUACAGUGGGCAAGUUCCCGCGCCGGGACCUGUCUGUGAUGCUGAUGAAGAACCGCAAUGAGGUGCAGGCCAUCGUGUACGACGAGAAUGGUGGCGAGGAACGCAAGGUCCAGAGCCAGAGUGCUAUGCUUCAGCUCGACUUUGGGGACACCGUUUGGCUCCGUCUCCACGGUGACCCUCGUUACGCCAUCUACAGCAACACAGGCCACUACACUACCUUUAACGGGUACCUGAUCUACCCAGACGUCUACGGCUUCCAGGAGCCCGCCCGGAAAGAGCAGGUCCCGGUAACUUCUGACCAGACACCAGAGCAGGUAGACGACAAAGAAGUCAAAGAAGAAAGGAGAGACAUUGAAGAGGACGAUGACCAGAGGUCUGCUUUCUCAGUAGGUCGCACUCAGAGCAUUGUGGGGGUCGACAAAGGUUACCCAGAGCACAAGCCCAUAAUAUUUGACACCGAAUUCGUCAACAUAGGAUAUGACUUUAACAUGAGUUCGGGUGUGUUCAUGUGUCGUGUGCCUGGAGCCUACUACUUUUCAUUCAACGCUGGUAAGCUGCCCCACAAGACCCUUUCAGUGAAGCUCAUGAAGAACCAUCUGGAAGUGCAGGCCAUGAUCUAUGAUGAUAGUGACACAGAGAAGGCCUUGCAGAGUCAGAGCCUGAUGCUGUCGCUGAGGAAAGGAGACACGGUGUGGCUCUACAGCCACCAAAGAGAUGGAUUUGGAGCCUACAGUAACCACGCCAAGUACAUCACCUUUACCGGAUUCCUUGUGUAUCCAGAGCUCCCGCACAACCUCCCUCAGCAGCAGAAGCAUGAUAAGGUGCUGUAGGUUGAACCGCGGCACUGGUCUACGUUUGUCCGUGUCUGCAGGCAGGGCUAAGGAAGGGAAAGCGUUUGGUUGGUUGUGGGUCAUAUCCAAGUAAACCCUUUCCCUUUGCUCGCUCUUGUGAACUCAUGCAGGGAGACCUGAGGUUGUGACCUUUUGGUCCUGUUCUGUGCUUUUCAGACUUUGCAUUCCUGCAAUUUCUCCAGCUCGGUCUCUCUUUUUGGGGGGUGAAGAAGAUAUACUGUAAGCACAAAAGCAUAAUGACAUAAAAUAUUACCAAAAAAGAACGACAUUUUGAGCAAAAGUGGUUACAUGUAGUCCUCAAUGAGACCUGUGCAUUAAAAGCCUCGUUUCCUUCUAUAAUCGGCAGGAAUAAAAACAUUGUGUUAGUAUUUCUAACAAAAUAGAAGACAUGUAGAGGUACGAGUUCAUGGAUCAAAUCUUCAGGCCUUGACUGUACCCAUUGUCCAUUUGUAGUUAAAAACAAAAUGUCAAAAAUGAUAAAAAAAAAAAUUAACAAAGUAGCAAAAAAAGUGCAGAGCACUUCAAGCAAGGCAGAGAUUCUAAUGUGUGCACAAAUCAAAAGUGGGAAAACUGCAUGCAACUUUAGUCCACUCCUUAAAGAUUUUGCUCUCAGUCCUUUCAUUUAUGUAUUUAUUUAUUUUGCACGAACAAUUUGCAUGUGUAUGCUAAUACUGUUGAUCUCUGGAGCACUGUUGUUUUCGGAGUUUUGCUAAGACUUUCUUUGCACUUACUAGGACACUGUGCCCAUUUUUGGGUGUCACAAAACUUUAAAAGGUUUAAAAAAAAAAUAAGAAAAUAGAUAUUUCUGGGACACCAGUUUUCUGUGGAAGUCUUUAUACAAAUGGCAUCCUUUAUUUGGCAAAGGAUCAAUUCAUUAGUCAUCCUCGUAUAAACAGAGGCAGUUUAUUUAAAAAAAUAAAUUCACAAGUUUGAAUUUACUUGUGCAUGCUGCAGUUAAAAAAAGUAAAAAAAAAACAUUACAUGCUACAUGUGCACAACUUGAUACUGUAAAAUACGUAAUUUGUCCGUUUUUUAUUCAUUUCUAAUGAAAGGAAUGUUCACGUUUUUAUUGUGACUGGUCAUUGUUAUUUGUAUUGUAAUGUAUGGUCAUGAACAGAAAUGUUUUGAGUAGGUUGCAAAUAAAAAUCACGGGCAAGCAUUUUUCUGUUUGUGCAGUCUGAGCUCUGGCUCCUGGAGAUUACGUACAGUGUUUGCAGUGUUUAGUGGACGCUUUUGUGACCUACACCAAAGCUCAAAGCAAAAUGAAUAAAAAAAACUGAAUGUAAACAGUC